UGUGAGACAAUGAUUAACAGGUUGAGUACCUCUACAACGUCACAUAAGUGUAUAUAUGUACGUAAUGAUCAAAUCAUGAAGACUAGAAGUUAUUCAUCCUCAACCAUGUUUUAACCGAGGUGGCAAACAGCAUGUUGAGUGAACAUCGCUGUUAAGUCAGAUCUUAAUUGACGAGGAUAAAAAGACGAAAGUCACCGUGAGCUGCGCCUUGCAGGAUUUCCUUGUUGUGUUUCAAAACCAAAACUUUCCAGUGAUUUAUAUAAAAUCGAGGAAAAACGUGAAUGACAAUAUAAAACGCAAGCUGACCAUGGCGAUUCCAGGGACGAAGAAUCUCUUAAUCCUACUUUUAAUCCUGUACGAAGCACGUCCCUCGCUGACAAAAUACUUAUUUCAGUGUGACUGUGAUUCCUCAUCAUGUGGCUUUACACAAGAUCAAGCCAACGCUAUAAACUGGGUUCGAAAACGAGGCAAGGCUAGAGACUCCAUGGCAACCGGUCCACGCGGAGAUCACACGAGUGGUGGAGGAUCUUACCUUUACGUGAACAGUGACAUAAACCACUACUCCGGUCAGCGGGCGGUGACCAGCUCCCCUCUGCUUACGGUCAAGGUGCCAUCCUGUCUGACCUUCGCCUACCAUAUGUACGGCAUCGACAUGGGCACGCUGAGCGUGGGGAUAACCUAUGUUAAUGGAUCUACCACCAGGGAGUGGUCGCAAACUGGCAAAGUCACAACCACAAGUACGUAUGAAACCGACGGUUCACCGUGUCACUUCCCCUUCACGUAUCGCAGCACAGUGUAUCACAGUUGCACGUUAGUAGACUCCCCAAAGCCGGAUGAGCCAUGGUGUGGAACGGUGAGCGAUCUCUCCAAAAACUUCAAAUAUGGCCGAUGUAGAAGUAAGUUGAUCAUUGUAAGUUGUCCAACCUUCGUAUAUCAAUAUAUGCUGUACUUUGUUUAAGGCCUUUAUACAGGCAUG
Molecule: messenger RNA, 976 nt
Organism: Lingula anatina
Lineage: Eukaryota; Metazoa; Brachiopoda; Lingulata; Lingulida; Lingulidae
Product: MAM and LDL-receptor class A domain-containing protein 1
Cellular component (GO): membrane
Source: RefSeq, a predicted model, not a curated record